GUUAUUUGGGAAGUUCGGCGUUUAACAUUGAGUGAACCAGCCCUGAAGUUCGGUUCGAUUCGAUUCGUUUACGCUGCCGUGGACCGCUGACAACUGGAAAAGCACUGAACCCUGGACUGGACUCGGAGAGUAACAGCCCGUCCACAGUAGACACAUUUUGAUUUGUAUUCUUGAUAAUGUGGAGGAUGUGACCUAUGACAAUAUUUUAGUAUGUUCCCAGGACGUAAAAUUCGCUUUAAACCCCCAGAAAGGACUCCCCGUAAUUCUAAGAAACUGGAAGAAUUAAACAGUAAAAGCAAUGGGAAGGAUGCUGACAAGCAGCCAUCUCUGCUACAUUUCUUGGGUGUGGAGCUUACACGUGGAUAUUUGUUGGAAAAUGAUGAAGAACGUUUCUCAGCCAGGAGGGAGAAAAUAUACUCUUUUAUGAAAAUUCCACGAGAAGUUGAAAAAUUUAUGGCUUAUGGGUUCUUUCAGUGUGCUGAUUCUUUCCUUUUUGUUUAUACUUUCCUUCCGAUGAGGUUUGGUUUGGCUUUGUGGUCGGUAAUUAGUCGACCAGUUUAUGAAUGUUUUGGUGUUAAAAAGUCUAAAUUUGGAAGUAUUCUGAAACCUGCUGAAGUGUGUGAUCUACUAAAAGCUUUCAUGUUAAUAAUAUGUAGUAUGCUAAUGCUGUACAUUGAUACAUCUAUGAUGUAUCACUUAAUCAAAAGUCAGUCUGUUAUUAAGCUGUACAUAUUCUACAAUAUGUUAGAGGUUGGUGACAGAUUGUUUUCAGCGUUUGGUCAAGACACCAUUGACGCACUCUUUUGGACUGCUACUGAACCACGUGAUAGAAAGAGAGAACAUUUGGGUCUGCUUCCCCACUUGUUUUUUGCCAUUGCUUAUGUUUGUAUCCUUUCAGUAUUAGCAAAUAUUUUCUUACAUAGCUUGCUUGUAUUAUUUCAAGCAACAACACUGAACGUUGCAAUAAAUUCUAAUAACAAAGCUUUGCUGACCAUAAUGAUGUCAAAUAAUUUUGUGGAAUUGAAGGGCAGUGUUUUUAAGAAGUUUGAUAAGAAUAAUUUAUUUCAAGUGUCCUGUAGUGAUGUACGUGAACGGUUCCAUUUGUUUGUACUAUUAUUUAUAGUGGUUUUACAAACAAUGAAAGAAUAUUCUUGGAAAGAAGAGAGGUUCUGGGUUUUGGUUCCUGAUUGUUUAAUGGUUCUUCUUGCUGAGGUGUUAGUGGACUGGAUUAAACAUGCGUUUAUCACAAGAUUCAAUGAACUUCCUGUUGAUGUAUAUCGGGAUUACACCAUAAGUUUGGCCUAUGAUAUGGCACAAACUCGACAAGAGCAUGCCUUUUCAGACCAUUCCGAUUUGGUUGCCCGACGGAUGGGCUUUAUCCCUCUGCCUUUGGGGGUGGUAAUGGUGCGAGUGCUGGCGCAUGCCCUCCACGUAGAGGGCCCUGCUGCUCUAGUGCUUGUCGUCUUGGCAUACUGCUGCCUGGCAUCUUUUCGGGUGCUGAACAGUGUUGUGCUCCUAGGGAAGGCAUGUGAUCUGAUCACCCAGCACCAACACGAACGUGCCCUGUCAUCCCCACAUUCGCAGUCUUCUAGCCGCACAAAUGCCUCUUUCAAUAUUGUGGAGACUGAAAAAUCACCUGUACAAAUUCAAGUAAAAAAUUGUGAUUCACAAUACAGCCCUGUUGCAGAGCAUCCUAGUGUUUGUAGGACACUUAGUGUUAAUGAUGAAUUGUUAUGCCAAAGAUCUGCUUCCCCUAAGAAAGCAGAAAAUGAUUUGCUGAGGGAGAAUCCCCCAGAAUGCAGCCUGGGACCAGCUGCCAUUUUUUCCAACAGUGCUGUUAGCAUUAACAAUGUCUGUCUGAAUGAAGCACUGUUAAAUGAAGUUUGUGAGACAGAGGAAGAAUUUACUAAAGAAAAUGGGAUUAGUACUGAAGCAGUCUGUCUUAGUGAGCCAAAUAUUCAAGCCAAUGUGGAGGCUGAUGUAGGUGCUACAGAUACUGAAAACAGUGCAGCUUGUGAAGAACAUGUUUUGAAAAGAGCUGAAUCAGAACCUUCUCUACCAAGUCUUUCAGAAACGUAGUGUCUUUGUGAUAUCCUUAAUAUCUAUGUCCAAAAUGUGAUGUAAAUACUUUUAUAAAUUGUUUUGCAAUUUUAAUUUAAUGUUCUUGUUUUGUUUGCUGUGUAUAUUAUGUAUAUAGAUGUAAUAUUGUUAUUGACAUCUGUCAAAAUGCAUAAUCCUCUUGCAGGUUUUUGAAUUCGUAAAUAAUAUCGUAACUAUGGGUGUCUGGAAAAAAAUCAUUAUUUAUUUCUUGUGUUUUGAAUAGUAAUCAUGAAGAUGGUGGAUACAUAUUUCAGUAUUCACUUCAUAUCUCUGUUUUUGUAUUGUGUGUUUUACAUUGUCCCAAAUGCUUUUACAGAAUUUCAUUGAUGAUCAGAACAGUCAUUUAUGAGAAAUGACUGUUAAAUGUGAUGAGUAAAUGUGUUGAAUCAGUGUUCUAUAUUGUUUCCUUUGUCAAUGAUAUUGCCACAAUGUCAUGAUUGCUUGUAUUUUUUUAUGAGAGAAUUAGUACCACAUAUUUUUGCACAUUGUAAUACACUUGAAAACAACUUAAGAGACUGAGUUGGUUUAUCUUUUGUGAUAACUACUACAAUGACUAUUGUAAAAUGCUGCAUUAUGCAAAGAAAAAAGAAUCUUAAUAAAAUUUAUUGUUUCAUGCAUUGUUGAUCUCAUUUAAUAAAGAAAUACUGGUAUUCUUUGUACCAGUGUAAAUAAGUUUAAAUUAUGUUAUUUCCUUCAACUUCAUGUAAUUGUGUUGAAAAUGGUGCUAUGAGGAAUACCAGAAUGUUGUGAAGUCUGCACAUGUUCUGAGGGUAAGUUGUCUUAACGCUUACAUUAAAUAUAUUAUGUGUUGUGUAGUAGGCUCAUUUGAUGACUGAUGUGAUCCUCAAAAUGUUUAGAGUGCAUCUGCAGGAAAGUGGAAGGAAGUGACGAUAUAAUAUUGCUACUAACAUAAUGGUGUUUGUAUGCUGAGUUCUCAAAAAUAAUGGUGUGAAAAUCAUUCUUGUAAUGAGUCGUACUUAUGUUGUCAUUUUGGUCUCUAAUUCAAAAGAUAGAACUUGUUCUUGUUCACAAUUGUUGUUAUAGUUAUAUGAACAAUUGUUGCUGUUUUCAUUGCAAAAUUAUUUUGUAAUUUCUGUGAAACAACUUAUUUUAUUGCAACUUUAGUGUUAAAUUAUUUGUAUAAUUGUGGCCAGAGUAUUUCUAUAAAAUGAGUGGUAUUUAAUUUUAAUUUCUUUCUUAUAAUCCUUCAAGGAUACCAAACAAAUUGAUAUCAAUUGUUCAGAUUUAUUUAUGUCAUUUGAGGUAAAAGGCACUGAAGCUACCAGCACAAAUCAGUAUGAUCAUUACAGUUCUAUAAAAGGAAAUGUCUGUGUAGGUGAGUACAUUGUUCUAUCCAAUGUUUUUGCUUUACAAGAGUUUUAUUGAUAUUAGAACUUAAUAUGCACUUUGGUAUUUGUCUGUUUUUCUGAAUUAUAUUAACUUUUUACAUAUUA
This is a messenger RNA of Gryllus bimaculatus (two-spotted cricket), 3554 nucleotides long. The record is from the annotation of a GenBank genome assembly. NCBI's taxonomy places the organism in Eukaryota, Metazoa, Arthropoda, Insecta, Orthoptera, Gryllidae.